This is a messenger RNA of Salmo salar (Atlantic salmon), 1849 nucleotides long. Its product is annotated as putative Bax inhibitor 1. Gene Ontology annotation, molecular function: enzyme binding. Gene Ontology annotation, cellular component: mitochondrial membrane. Gene Ontology annotation, biological process: cellular response to unfolded protein; negative regulation of RNA splicing; negative regulation of apoptotic signaling pathway. Lineage: Eukaryota; Metazoa; Chordata; Actinopteri; Salmoniformes; Salmonidae. The record is from RefSeq and is a predicted model, not a curated record.
AACAACGACGGACUAGCGACGUUUUCGUCUUUUGUAUGAUGAUGAUGAUGAUGAUUAUUAUUAUUGUUUUUUUAUUCAGUUCAUUACCCGUACAGUUGGUGGCGGCGUGCACUAUAAAUGAGUGCGAACGCUAUUAUAUCAGAGAAGAAGAAGAAUUGUUACUACGUGAUGAUGUCGCUACGUUGAGACGUUCAAAUUGAUUGACACGUAGCUACAAUUAGUGAACAAGGAAGAAAAUUAAAAGUAGAGAUAAUUAAAAUACAAGAAAUAAAGCUAGAUCUGUCAAGAUCUCAGAAUCCUGCCUCAAUAUGAACAUAUUUGACCACAGCAUCAAAUUUCAUGCUCUCUUCAAGUUCUCCCAAAUUUCCCACUCUACCCAGUUACACCUGAAGCAUGUCUACUCCAGCUUGGCAGUGUGCAUGUUCGUGGCUGCAGCAGGCUCUUAUGUCCAUGUUGUCACACGGCUCUUUCAGGGUGGUUUGCUGUCACUUCUGGGUUCCCUGGGCAUGAUGGUUUGGUUGUCCAUGACGCCACACAACUCAGAGACAGAGAAGAAUAGACUGGCUAUCCUUGCAGGGUUUGCUUUCUUCACAGGUGUUGGUCUUGGACCGGCAAUGGACUUUGUCAUUACCAUUAACCCAAGCGUCAUUGUGACAGCCUUCCUCGGAACCUCCAUGAUCUUCAUCUGCUUCACUCUCAGUGCUCUGUACGCCAAGCGUAGGAGCUACCUCUACCUGGGAGGGACUCUGAUGUCUGGAUUGUCCAUCUUGUUCCUUGUGUCUGUGUUGAACAUGUUCUUUGGAUCAGCAAUGCUCUUCAAGGCUCACAUGUACACGGGGCUGGUCAUUAUGUGUGGCUUUGUUCUGUUCGACACUCAGCUCAUCAUUGAGAAAGCCGAGAACGGAGACAAGGACUACGUCUGGCAUUGCGUGGACCUGUUCCUCGACUUUGUGACCAUUUUCAGAAAACUCAUGAUUCUUCUUGCCAUGAAUGAGAAGGACAAGAAGAAAGAAAAGAAGUAGAUGGAAGAAAUCCAAUUGAAGUUUCAAAUAAAAAAUGAUCUGUGAUAAGGAACAGAACCAGCAACAAAGCCUCUGUCUGCAAUGCUGUUGGUGCUUUUACUAUUUUUCGUUCUUUGUUAGCGUAUGGUAUAUUGUUUUUGUUGCUUUGUUUUGAGCUUGCAAAAGGAGGUGACGAUAAAAGGCUGUAUUUUAAGCUACUGCUGCAGUGAUGAUGCUUGUCCUGUAGGGGGAGUGGUUGUUCUAUGAAGGCCUACAUUCGCAGAACUGUCUGAACUUUUUAUUUUUUUUAGCCAUUAAAAAAACUAAUACAAGAUUCUUUUGGCAGGCUGUUUUGAGCUUUUGGAGAUGAAUCAUUGUUUUAUUUUAAGUCAUAAUAUUUUGGUUCGUUGUCAGUGCUAUUCCCGCAAUCUUUUUUGUUUUGUUUCAUUUCUAGAAAGUAUGUGACUGACAUCAUGACCUGUGAUAGUCUUGAGCAACACUCUCCUUGAGCUUUUUUUAUUGUCUACUGCUCCACUUAUGUGUUAUUUUGAAGAAUAACCUUAGAAACAAUCUCUUGGUACCGUUUUGGUAAUUCAGAUGACCUUUCAUGAAGAUUUAGUGCACUUUAUGGUCAGACUGGUGAGCUUUUGCGGCACAAAAAGGACUGGUCAAGGCUGUAGAAUAGAUGGACCAACUGCCGAUGCAUUCUCUCACAAGAUUUUUUCCAAUUUGUAUUUUCUUUCAUGUUUUGAUCAUCUGUAUACUGUGAAAAACACCUUUUACAAGUGUAAUAAUGAUAAUCUAAUUUGAUACAUUUAUUUAAAUACAUUUAAAAAUGUUUAACUAAA